AACACAGCCAAAAUAGAACCAGCUUCCGGUUAAUUAUGGCGGCGGCGGCGAGAGACAAAGACAUAGAAAUUAAAAAUUAGAGCAAGUGUUAUAAAAUAUAUGUUGAAUUUAUUUGAAUCAGGAAGAAAGAAACUUUAUUUCACAUGUUUCAUCAAGUAACAUACAGGAGUUAGUGAUUAAAAACUAGCGAAAAAAGAAAACAUUGUCAGCAAGUUAUUUUAUAGAAAUAUUUGAGAGAGAAAAGAAAUUAAGAGUAACCAUGGCAACUCCAGAUAUGGAUGUGAUCAAAGAAAUCCCAGGAUAUAAGGUCAUCCUGAAGGCUGUUCUAAAGAGCCAGAUUCAGCAGUUAGUAGAACAGUUGGCAAGUACCACAGAGGAAGAGUCUGUGAUGUUAACAGCCAGUGUAGCUGAUGGUACGCUGUGUCAUCUAGGCUCGGACUCGGGCAAGGUGUUCUUGGAGGAUCAUGAAGAUAUCAAAUCACAGUUUCUAGGCUUCUGUCUCAAAAGACAUCAUAAAAAGAAGCAAGAGAAAGAAAGACGGGAGGCCCAGGAAAGGGAGGAAGCACUGGCCCGCAGUAUGCAGGCAGUUACCCCACCCAGGUAUGAUGGUAUGGGAGGGGGCUUUAUGGCCCAUCGUUCUCCUCGGUACCAUUCCCCACAGCAGGGACUUCAUCCUGUUUCACUCAGCAGAGCCUCACCAGGAGCCCGUAUGCGCUCUCCUAGUAAUAGACAUCAACCAUAUCCAAUGACACGGCCAGUGAGAGCACCAUUAAACUUUGAGCAACAGGGACGCCCACCUGGACAGGGGCCAGGACCCAGUCCUGUGGGAGUACCGGUACGAAAUAAUAAACUUGAUGGGCAAGUGAUAAAAAUAGAACCUGAAGACGAAGAUGAUAAAACAGAUCAAAGUGCAAGUGAAAAUACGACUGUUCAAACACCUACUGUUCAAACUCCCACUGAUUUAAAUACAAAUAUUUCAGAAUCUAGUCAACCUUCAUCGCCAUCUGUCAAACCCUCCACACCCUCUCAAACACAAGGACCAUCAGCGUCGGAUAACGAAGAUGCAAAAUCAGAAUCAUCAACAUCCACCAUUCCAAACGAAGCAUCAGAUCUCAAAUUAAGUGACAGUGCCCCAACUGGGGGUCUUAGUUUAGAUUCAGACCUAUCAAAUAUAAUAUCAGCAUCAUCUGACUCAAACAUUCAGCAACCUUCAACCUCACAAGACUCAACAAGUGAACUUGGUACUACUGAAGGUUUAGAUCCAAAUGUUAGUGUUAAACUUGAAGCUGGUGGUUAUUCAGAAAUGGAUUUAGAAAUAACGGGUGUGGAGUUAGGUCAAAGUACUGUACAAGAGCCAAUGAGCUCUCAAGAAUGGAUGGCAAAUGUUCAAAAUGUUAUGCAAGGUGCUACUGGGAGUUCAGCAGAUAUGGCCGGUCAGCAGGGCUACAGUCUUGUAGAUGAAGUGGGAAGAGAAGACGCUAACAACAAGAGCCAGAGAAAGUCAGGUGGAUCCAGCUCGGGAUUUAAAUGUCAAGUGUGCAACAGAGAGCUAACAACAGCAUGGGGAUUAAAGUUACACAUGAGAACCCAUACUGGAGAGAAGCCCUACCACUGUCGGCAUUGUAACAAAAGAUUUAACCAGAAAGGAACACUCACAGCACAUAUGAUCACUCAUCUAAACAAAGAUUUCACUUUUUAAAAUAAUGUUUUUAACCCUUACCCUGCUAAAUUUUUAUAAUGAACAUUCCCAUCUUCCAAUUUGGAGAGUACCUUUAAUUGUUAAAAGGGGUGCAUACCAAAAUUUAAAAGAUACCGACUGAAUGGCAAACAGUACAGGUCGCGAUCAGACUGCACUGAUGGGCAGGCUGAUCUUAGUCUGCACUGGUCACAAAGGCAGAAUCACUUGCCCCAAGUAGGCUAAGGGUCAAUUAUGCAAUAGAUGAUUUUGAAAGAUUUUAGAAAGUCUUUGCUAUCAGCAUAUUGGAUUUUUAUGAAAGUGAAUAUUUUGUAAAAAUACAUUCCUACUGCAUUUGCAGUUUUCAAAAUCCCUAUUCGAUCCCUUCAAAAAUUGUCCGAAAGACAGUUUCAUUUCCAGUCCCAUUUUAAUUCUUUUUAUUUGAAAAAAAGAAUAUACAAAAUGCCACAGUCAAGUAUUAAUGGGGUUACAGCAGUUUAAUUAAAUUACAUUAACUGGAUUAAAUCAAGGUGAGGACAUGUUGUUGUGGCAAUUGUCAUUUUGUUGGUAAAUGAUUUUUGUCUUUCUGAACAACUUUAUGAAAGUCCAAUGGAUCGAACUCAUGCUGACAAAAUGAAGGUUACUAUGUAACAUAAGGAUUGUAUAAUACAGGGACAUUGAUUUAUAAUGUGAAAUCAUUUAAUGAAAUAUGAUCAUGGCUUUGGCCAAAAGUACUAUUUAAUGGUGAUAGCAAUUCAUGGCAUUCAACUUUCAGACAAAGUAUUUCCAAACCAUGUAAAAUUGCGAUACUGUUUGAUGUGACACUGUUAUAUUUGAUCAAGUGAAAAGCAGAUGGUAUUGUUCAAUUUUUUUUUGUAAUUGCAAAGGCAGCCAGAAUCUCGGAAAAGGAUAUUUGACUUCAGUGAAAAUUGUGUGGACAUGAGUGUAGGGUUAGCGGAUGUUAUUUUUUGUGUUUUAACAUCUGCAGAAUCACAAUGGAUUGGUUAGUGCCCAAACUCGACAGGGUGAGGGCAUCAGUGUUUACCGCGGGAAUCUGAAGAUAUUAUAACACGAAAUGAACAUUGCGUAAUGCCAUUUUAGUAUAAAAUGCAUUAAAACUAAAAAAUGAUCAAUAUAUUGGCCCUAAACAUUGUUAAAUUUCCAUGAAAUGCAUGUGAAUGUCUGCGUUGUUUUUUCACGUUGUCGAUGACAUUACCUUUUGAUAUGUAUCUGUGAUGAGGUCAUAUGUUUACGCUUUGCUAUGGAAUGUGCAUAUAUAAAAAGGUGUUUUAACAGCACACGAGCGUGAGAAUCUCUCCGUUAAAACUAGUGGUAGAGUGCUGGCUUCAAGUGUGGUAGGUUGUUGGUUCACUGCCUGGCUGUGUCCUACCAAAGAUCUGAAAACUGGUACUAGUAGCUUCCUAAAUUGGUGCUAUGCAUUAAGAGGACAGUUCUAUGACUGUUCAGCCAAUUGUUGGUAUAAUAUGAUUUGUUGGUGUAUCUUGUCACAUAUCUGUGUUGUGAUAUUCCAGUUAGGCAUUGUGCUCUAUGUCAUUAUAAGACUGAAAAGUUGUUGAAAAAGUCACUAAACCCGAACACACACGUGUAAUUGUACAACCUUGAGCUGCUGAGUACAUAUCUAUGUUCCAAAGUACUAUGAACACAUGGAAGUAAAAAUCGGAAUAAUCUUUUUAUUGAUUUUCGUGAGGAAUAACAGAAUAUAUAAAGGAAUUAUAUAAAAGCGACAUGUUAAGCUUUAAUAAUUACCUAUAGAUUAUUAACUUUGAAUCGAGAAAUUAUAUGCACCAGUUCAGGAAUGGAAAAUGUGUGCGAUUUUAGGAGUGGCAGUGCAGUAAUAUUUUUUGAAAGAACGAGUCCAUAUUUCUCAAUGCAAAACUGGAUAAUCUUUUUAUUACAUAAUUUAUGCAUCUACACAUAUUAUUAUUGUACAAGUGAUGUAAAUAUUAUUGUUUAUGAUGCAACAGUACGCAUUAAAAUAAUGCAACAAUUGACGUUAAACAGCCAAUAAGAACUCUUGGUCGUUAGUAUGAAAAAAUUUUGACGUCUUAUAUUUGAUUGUAAUUACUUAGAGACUGAAAGUAUUUGUAAUAAUUACAAUUUUGUGGGUGACGUCCACUGUCUGGACAAUACUCCAGUGCUAAUUUAUUGUAAAGAUAUGUGUUUCAUAUUUCCCCCCACAAAUUUAUGACAAAUCAGGUUAGGAAAAUAUAUCAAGGUGUGAUUUUAUGUUGUUUGUUAAAACUUGUGCUUCAAAUGUUUGGGUUGUUAGCUCGACUAUAAGAAGUAUAUGAAGAGCUAUCCUACUCACCCAGGCGUCCGCGUCCUUCCGCGUCCCCACCUUGGUAAAUAAAGUUUUUUUUACUCCUUAUCUCUGUAAUUACUUGAUGGAUUUGUUUUAAACUUAAAAUAGUUAUUCCUUAUCACCACCCACAUUAUGUGGCACAAGAGCCAUAACUCUCACACCAAUAUUUCAUGAAUUAUCUCCCCUUUUUACUAAGAAUUUCAGGUUAAAGUUUUGAUGCACUUUCACUCUAUCUAAAUUAUUCCAGAACGGAUUUGAUUCAAACUGAAAGUAGUUGUUCCACAUAAUCUCCCACAUCAUAUGACACAAGGCCCAUAACUCUGAUACCAAUAUUUAAUGAAUUAUCUCCCCUUUUACUUAGAAUUUCAGGUUAAAGUUUUGAUGCACUUUCACUAUAUUUCAGUUAUUACUAAAUGGAUUUGAUUCAAACUUAAAAAUGUUGUUCAACAUCAUCACUCACAUCAUAUGACACAAGGUGCAUAACUCUUACACCAAUAUUUCAUGAAUUAUCCCCCCUUUUUACUUAGAAUUUCAGGUUAAAGUUUUGAUACACUUUCAGUCAAUCUCAGUUAUUACUAAAUGGAUUUGAUUCAAACUUAAAAAAGUUGUUCCACCUUAUCACCAACAUCGUAUGACACAAGGUGCAUAACACUGGCACCAGUUCUUCACGAAUUAUGCCCCCUUUUACUGAGAAUUAUACUUAUAUAGUGUUUUGAUACACUUUAUCUUCGCCUCUCUUAUUACUUAAUAUUUUUAUGCCCCCGAAGGGAGGCAUAUAGUUUUUGAACCGUCUGUCAGUCUGUCGGUCUGUCAGUCUGUCCGCAAUUUUCGUAUCCGGUCCAUAUCUUUGUCAUCGAUGGAUGGAUUUUCAAAUAACUUGGCAUGAAUGUGUACCACAGUAAGACGACCUGUCGCGCGCAAGACCCAGGUCCGUAGCUCAAAGGUCAAGGUCACACUUAGACGUUAAAGGUCAUUUUUCAUGAUAGUGCAUUCGUGUCCGGUCCAUAUCUUUGUCAUCCAUGGAUGGAUUUUCAAAUAACUUGGCAUGAAUGUGUACCACAGUAAGACGACAUGUCGCGCGCAAGACCCAGGUCCGUAGCUCAAAGGUCAAGGUCACACUUAGACGUUAAAGGUCAGUUUUCAUGAUAAUGCAUUCGUGUCCGGUCUAUAUCUUUGUCAUCCAUGGAUGGAUUUUCAAAUAACUUGGCAUGAAUGUGUACCACAGUAAGACGACGUGUCAUGCACAAGACCCAGGUCCGUAGCUCAAAGGUCAAGGUCACACUUAGACGUUAAAGGUCAUAUUUCAUGAUAGUGCAUUGAUGGGCGUGUCCGGUCCAUAUCUUUGUCAUUCAUGCAUGGAUUUUAAAAUUACUGGGCAUGAAUGUGUACCACAGUAAGACGACGUGUCGCGCGCAAGACCCAGGUCCGUAGGUCAAAGGUCCUAAACUCUAACAUCGGCCAUAACUAUUCAUUCAAAGUGCCAUCGGGGGCAUGUGUCAUCCUAUGGAGACAGCUCUUGUUGAUACAGACUCAAGCUAUUGUGCAAUAUCUUCAUCCACCAUUGGAGUCAUUAAACACUCCAGUGACAGCUCCAGCUUCCUCAGUUGCGCCCAGUUUUACUAUCUAGCAUCGAAAUAGUAGAGCGCGCUGUCUCAUCUGACAGCUCUUGUUUUUUUUUUUUGUAUUUUAGGUAGUGGACGGUAAUGACACAUAAUCUAAUUAUGCAAUUGUUGAUGGAUGCAAACAUGGCUUUCCAUAAAAAAAAGGAGAAUGCCGAAAUCGCAGAGAAUACUUAUUUUUGCUGAUUGUCAUUACGGAUCCACUACUUUAACUAGAAGGAUGAAUGUUAUCUUACUUAUAUAAUUUGCUAUGUGAAUAAAUAAGUGCUUGUUAA
Mercenaria mercenaria is the source of this 5892-nucleotide messenger RNA. RefSeq names its product zinc finger and SCAN domain-containing protein 12-like. NCBI's taxonomy places the organism in Eukaryota, Metazoa, Mollusca, Bivalvia, Venerida, Veneridae. Gene Ontology annotation, cellular component: nucleus; PcG protein complex; transcription regulator complex. The coding region runs from base 260 to 1699 and encodes 479 amino acids. The transcript is spliced from 5 exons. Gene Ontology annotation, molecular function: RNA polymerase II cis-regulatory region sequence-specific DNA binding; DNA-binding transcription factor activity, RNA polymerase II-specific. The record is from RefSeq and is a predicted model, not a curated record. Gene Ontology annotation, biological process: regulation of transcription by RNA polymerase II.